CACGAACACAUUCUGCUACAAACAGCUUUUACGUUUUCGACCCUUUGUCCAGCGGAGCAUCUACAUCCGCGACACACCCAAGGAUCCAGCAAAAUCUUCAGAAAGCGUGACGUCAAAGAGGUGUUCCACAUCGGAGGCUACUUGGGUCAAAUUGAAAUAGCCAAUUUUGAAGAACCACCUUUAAAUGUUUUGCUUUUCAAGAAGUAAGAACUAGUCGUGGAACUGGUAUGUCCUAAAUGUCUCCAGGAAUUCCAUCGGAUCUUUCAUGGCAUUUGAUGUAAUCUUUAUUUUUACAAUGGAAGGUGCAAGGAAUUUUUCUAUCAUGUGUAACAUCUGCGAAAACAACUUGAAAAAUUUGGUUUGAGGAUAGAUGGAAGACUUGGGUACAUAUGGAUAAAACUCACACUUCUCAAGGAUCAGAUGGGUCUAUGGUGCAGUUACUUCUACCUAGUCAUAAUCCUAAUAGUUUCUGCAGAAGAGCGAAAUUCAACUAUCAGGUAUUCCGAAAGAAGAGGUAAAGCUCUUAAAAUUUCAAAAAAAUCCUGCACUGAUCCAAAUGGAAGAAAAGGAAUUUGUACCUUCAAAUGGGAUUGCAUCAACCACAAUGGUACACUCAUGGGUACUUGCGUUGAUGGCUUCAUAUUUGGUACAUGCUGCCAGUACGACUACGAUCCCUUGCUACACGAUGAUUUCCAAAAUAAUCCUUUCAUUUUUGAUGAUUCCAACAACAUCAGAGAUGAUGAGAGACUGGAAACAACAAAGAAAACGACGACUACGACAACAGUGCCAACUGCAGCUAGUCGUCCAGCAUUUACAACAAGGCGACCGUUUAUUACCACAAGGAAGCCCCCAACGUCCACUUCAGCUAGUACUCUAAGUGGUCAGCUAGUGACUUGGACUUCUAUUGGUCCUACUAGGCGUCCUGUACCUCAGCGACCUAUCAUACUUUCUCCAUUUCCAUUUCGUCCCGGCACGAAUUUCCCUUCUUCGCAAGGAGCCUGGCCGAUGGGUGUUGCAUUUCCAGUUGAUCCUUUCCAAAUGAACAGACCGCUUUCGCCUUUCCGCCCACCAAUUUUGAUUCAAAGUGCUCAAAGCAAUGUUGCAAAUCAAAUCGUUCUCCAUCCUGGAACGACAUCAUUUACCAUUUUAAGCGAUUCUAAUGUUACACCUUCAUCGACUAAAGAUGAAAUGACUACUAUAUCUGUACCAAUACCCCAAUGGUCAACUACAUCGUCGGCUAGGCCUACAAGCUUGAGACCACUAAUUACAUCAGUUAGUAAAACGUCCGAAACACCUGGAAUAACAACAGUAGCAUCAUUAUAUUCACAGGGAAAUUUAUCUACUAUUGGACAAACUACAAGCACUACGCAAAAGCCUAUCAGGAACCCUCCUUUGGAUUAUCGUAAAGACUGUGGCGUUCGUACAAUUGGCCCUAGAGGAAGAAUCGUCGGUGGCCAGAGCGCUUACUUUGGACGUUGGCCUUGGCAGAUCGGGAAUUUUUACUCAGAAAUCCAGAAAACUAUCCAGCCAUUUUACAAGGUGAUUGGAGAUCUUGACAUGUCUAAGGGAAGUGAACAGCUGAAACCUGCCAAUGAUGCUUACGGAAGUGGCGUUCCAGGAAUGUACUACAAGAAAUACUUAUUGUUACGGCAAGCUGUGGCUAAAGAUCAAGGGGAAUGGACUAGGAACCGUGGGCGUGGUGCAACUUACAUCCAUUGGGGUAAACAGAAUUGCAUUGAAGUAGCAGAUAAGAUGUCAGACGGCAUAGUUGUAGGCCCACAGAAGAAUGGAGGAGGCUCUAAUUUUAUAUGCUUGUCGAAACUUCCCAAGACUGGGACUUCGUCACCUGACCAGAAUAAUGCUGCCAUCCUUCAAA
Stegodyphus dumicola is the source of this 1876-nucleotide messenger RNA. RefSeq lists its product as uncharacterized. Lineage: Eukaryota; Metazoa; Arthropoda; Arachnida; Araneae; Eresidae. Gene Ontology annotation, biological process: proteolysis. The record is from RefSeq and is a predicted model, not a curated record. Gene Ontology annotation, molecular function: serine-type endopeptidase activity.